This is a messenger RNA of Vespula vulgaris, 4019 nucleotides long. RefSeq names its product E3 ubiquitin-protein ligase CBL (gene Cbl). The transcript has 8 exons. Gene Ontology annotation, biological process: negative regulation of epidermal growth factor-activated receptor activity; cell surface receptor signaling pathway. Gene Ontology annotation, cellular component: plasma membrane; membrane raft. Gene Ontology annotation, molecular function: phosphotyrosine residue binding; calcium ion binding; ubiquitin protein ligase activity. The coding region runs from base 351 to 2687 and encodes 778 amino acids. Lineage: Eukaryota; Metazoa; Arthropoda; Insecta; Hymenoptera; Vespidae. The record is from RefSeq and is a predicted model, not a curated record.
GGAAGAAAGAAAGAGAGAAAGAGAGAGAGAAGGAUAGAUAGAUCGAGGUAGAGAAGAAAAAAAAAAGAGAAGAAAAAGAAGAAGGAAAGAGAAACAUAAAAGCGCGCUGAAACGGAGUCUCUCCUAUACUUUGGGUGCCGUGAACGAGAGCGCGAAUCGAGGCGCUUCCCCUCCUCCGUGGAGGGGAGGGGGAGGGACGUUGUAACCCGUGCCGAAGAGAGAGAGAGAGAGAUAGACAGACAGAUAGAUAGAGAGAAAGAGAGGAAGAGAAGAAGAGUGAGAGAGAGAGAGAGAGAGGGAGAGAAAAAGAGAGAGAAGAGAACAGCAGACACGCAGAACGCGACGUCAAGAUGUCGUCGUCGGGGCAUAGCAGCCGCGGUCGUGCCGUCCACAUCGGCUCGAUAUUUCAAAAGUUGCAGGGUCGUUUCGCCGACGCUAUGACGCCGCCAAAACUUUCGACGGAUAAGCGUAUGUUAGACAAGACAUGGAAAUUAAUGGACAAGGUCGUUAAACUUUGUCAACAUCAACGUAUGAAUUUAAAAAAUUCACCGCCCUUUAUCUUGGAUAUCCUACCGGAUACAUAUCAACGUUUGAGGUUGAUUUACAGUAAAUACGAGGACAGGAUGCAGGUGUUACACGGUAACGAGCAUUUCUGUGUAUUUAUCAACAAUCUAAUGCGUAAGUGCAAACAGGCGAUAAAACUUUUCAAAGAGGGGAAAGAAAAGAUGUUCGACGAGACCUCGCAUUAUCGAAGAAAUCUAACCAAACUCAGUCUCGUAUUUAGUCACAUGUUGUCCGAACUCAAGGCGAUAUUCCCGAACGGCGUAUUUGCCGGUGAUCAAUUUCGUAUCACCAAAUCGGACGCCGCGGAAUUUUGGAGGGAUCGCUUCGGUAACAGUACUUUGGUUCCAUGGAAAGUAUUUAGACACGAAUUAAAUCAAGUACACCCGAUAAGUUCUGGAUUACAAGCAAUGGCAUUGAAAUCGACGAUAGAUCUUACGUGCAACGACUAUAUCUCCAAUUUCGAAUUUGAUGUAUUUACGAGAUUAUUUCAACCAUGGUCGACGCUUCUACGGAAUUGGAAAAUCUUAGCUGUGGCACAUCCCGGUUACGUUGCCUUUCUCACGUACGAUGAAGUAAAGGCACGUUUACAAAAAUAUUGUAUCACCAAACCUGGAAGUUACGUAUUUCGAUUAAGUUGCACGAGAUUAGGUCAAUGGGCGAUUGGAUAUGUUACGUCAGAUGGAGAUAUACUUCAAACUAUACCACACAAUAAGAGUCUUUGCCAAGCACUUUUAGAUGGUUAUCGGGAAGGCUUUUAUUUAUAUCCUGACGGGCGUAACAUAAAUCCAGAUUUAACAUGGGCUGUACAACCAACACCCGAAGAACACAUAAAAGUGACUGCAGAACAAUAUGAACUUUAUUGUGAAAUGGGUAGCACAUUCCAAUUGUGUAAGAUUUGUGCGGAGCAUGAUAAGGAUGUUAGGAUAGAACCUUGUGGACAUCUACUUUGUACUCCGUGUCUUACAGCUUGGCAGGUAGAUUCGGAAGGGCAAGGUUGCCCAUUCUGUCGAGCAGAGAUCAAGGGUACCGAACAAAUCGUAGUGGAUCCAUUUGAUCCUCGAAGAACACAUCGACCUGGAGUACAUUCAGCGUCAGCUAACAAUGCAUCAACCCCCACGCGGGAUCUCGACCCCGACACCGAGGAUAUAAUGGAGCUAAGGAACGGACUGAUUUGCGACGAUACCGACGACGAAGAGGAUAUCAGUCCUACGAAUUCACCAAUACCACCUCGAAGAAUCGUUCCGAGUCCGCCAUUACCUCCAAGACGACCAUCGCCAUCGCCAACGCCGAAUAAUCAUCUUCGAAAUGGUCGGCAUUUAGUCGUUCCAAAAGAAAAUGCACCUCCCCCACCGUCUUCUAAUGUCACUGUCAUUUUAAGUUCUACUACUGAUAGUCAACACAAUAAAGUUAAUAACGAGGCGAAAUACGACAUGCUGCACAGAGCGUCAUCACCAUCACCGAUACCACCUGUACCACCUGUACCUGCACCACCCACAGUAGUCAGAGGAAGUGGUCAUGUACGACAAUCUCAUGGAAAUCAUGCAUCCAUCACUAUUCAAACUCCACCGAUAUUACCAGAAAAAGCAAGUCGUAUCAUUUUAACUAAUUGUACUGCAACAACAACAACAACAACAACAAUGACGACGACUACGACGACGCCUACGGUAAUGACGACAACAACUACAAUAACAACAACAGCAACAACAACAACAUCGGUAGCUACAACUACAACGUUAACUGCUACAAACAAUGUACCACCAGUACCACCUCCCUUGUCCGCACCAAGGCCACCAAAAGGGAGUAGCAAAGAAAAUUCGAAACAAGAUCAUCAAUAUGAAAAUACGAUCGUCAUUCCUGGUACGAGGCAACACGUUGUAAAAAAUAUCAACCUCGAAGUAAACCGAGCACGUUUGACUGCUCUCAUGAAGGCCAGAGAUGAUAUUAAUGGUCCAACAAGCAAACCAGAAGCCGCUGCUUAUGAAAACGUCAAUGUUGAACAUAUCGCUAGGCUCACCUCGCUUGGUUUCGCUCAGGACGCUGUGAUUAGAGCUUUGGGUAUCACAAGGAAUGACUUUGAAAUGGCGUGCGACAUUUUGCACGAAUUCGCGACGAAAUCCUCUUGACCCGGCUCGACCACUGCUGGAUCAUGACCGGUUUUACCCACAAGACAUUACUUUUGACGUGGAACACGUUCAUUAAUCUACGGAUCCUGUCUGUGUUAGCUCUUUACAUGUGUCUACUACAACAAUCACCGACUCAUAGUUUUUCUUCUCUUUUGGAAAAAAAAUAAAAUAAAACAGAAAAUUUAGAGUGACGUUAAAACAACUCUGAUAUCGAAUCGAUCGUAAUGCUGAUCGUGUUCCAUUAGAGUGUAUAUAAAGAUCCUAUAGAUUGAACAUAAAGAUAUAGAUUCUGUGGUGUUAGUGAAGAAUCCUUUAGACAAUUAAACUUGCUGCGUCUUAUUGAAUAUAACUUUCUCUCUCUCUCUCUCUCUCUCUCUCUCUCUCUCUCUCUCUCUCUCUCUCUCUCUCUCUCUCUCUCUCUCUCUUUAAUUUUUUUAUUUGUUUUUAGCAUCACUUAUGCUAAAAAUGCUUUCGUUUGAGAUAACUAACUAUGAAGAUUGUUCGAUCGUGGAGGAACAAAAAAAAAGAAGAGAGUGAAGAAACGAUGAUAUUCGUUGAAGAAUAUUAAUUAGUACGAAAAUAAAUUAUUUAUAAACAUUUGUAUAUCGAUCACUCAUAUUAUCUAAUCUUCAUUGUUAAUUAUGAUAAACGUUAUCAGAGCACGAAACUACUACAUACGCGUCUCUCAUUUUGAAAUACUAUGUAGAAGAAGCUUGAGAGAUUUGUGCGAUGACUUGGGACUGAAGAUUUUAGGGGAGGGAGGGGGGUAGGGAUAAAAAGUAAUAACGUAAACAAACAAACAAAAAUAACAAAAAUAGAAUGAAAAUGUAAUUAUUGAAGAAGAGUUAUUUAUACCCGCCGAGUACAAAGUAUUUCUUCGUGAAUUUUACCUACCAAGCGUUUACGUACAUACUAUGAUCUUUCAUAUUCUUUUUAUUUUUAUUUUUAUUUUUAUUUCUAUUUUUUCUUCCGCACAAGUAACACAAAAAUUGUGUUUCUCGAUGUUCUAUUUAAAAAUCGAAAAGAUAAAAUAAUUUUAUCAUUAUAUUCAGUACGAAAAUAACGACGACGACGAGGACAAGAAUGAUGAUGAUGAUGAUGAUAAUGAUGAUGGUGAUGAUAAUGAUAAUAAUGAUGAUGAUGACGAUGAUGAUGAUGAAGAUGAGACAGUUGCACACAUCAUGUGCACACGUACAAAUACGUUUAACGUAUUUAUCAAAUGUGAUACUUAUGUUUGAUAUGUGUACUGCAAUAUAUGCAGACCCCCUGACUGUGCUGUUGUAUCCUAUCGAUAUACAAUAAACAGAAGAAGGUUAUAUAGUUAAAUAAUAA